Messenger RNA from Botrytis byssoidea, 195 nucleotides. RefSeq lists its product as uncharacterized. Bases 1 to 195 code for a protein of 64 amino acids. The transcript has a single exon. The record is from RefSeq and is a predicted model, not a curated record. NCBI's taxonomy places the organism in Eukaryota, Fungi, Ascomycota, Leotiomycetes, Helotiales, Sclerotiniaceae.
AUGGGUUUUGACAGGCGCGAGAUUGCUACAUGCGAGCGUGUUGUUGGUACUGGACUCUACCGCCGACCACUUUUAACUCGCAUGCUGAAAUACCAGAAUACAGAUACUGCAAGUGCACUCUGUGAGACAUUCUCUACCAAAGCAGCACCAAAAAGUUUCUUGAUUCAGAUAACAACACUGCCUGAAGCGCAUUGA